AUGAAAUCUCUCAACGCCUUCUGCGACAACGCCUUCCGGACCCGGUCCGACCUGGUCGCCGCGGGCUUGGCUCUCGUGGCCCCAUUGGAGCAGUACCGUUCCCCCGGCAAGGCGCGCAUCAUGCUCGCCACAGCCAACGGCGCGGCCUUUAGCGAGGAGGCGGCGCAGCUCGAGGGCUUCGCGAGGCCGCUCUGGCUGAUCGGCUCUCUGCACUCGGCGGCCUCGGUGCGGUCUGGCACGCUUGAGGCGUUCUCGGCCGAGGUGGCGCUGCGGACCGAGACGUGGAUCACGGGCCUGCGGAACGGCGUGGACCCGAGCUCGCCCGAGUACUGGGGCGAUCUGCAUGACCUGGACCAGCGCAUGGUGGAGAUGGAGUCGAUCGCGUACACGCUGCUCUUCGCGCCCGAGACCUUUGGCUUUGCCGACGACGAGGUGGCGCGGGGAAACCUGGUGCGGUGGCUGCUGCAGAUCAACUCGAAGGAGGUGCACCAGAACAACUGGCGGUGGUUCCGGAUCUUUGUGAACCUGGCCCUGACGCGGGUCCUCGGCGUGCCGCUGGAGCGGGUCCGGGCCGUCAUGGACGCCGACUUCGCCAUGCUCGACUCGUUCUACCUCGGCGACGGGUGGAACAGCGACGGGCCGUGGGACGAGGAGAGGAGGCAGGUCGACUACUACUCGGGCAGCUUUGCCAUCCAGUUUGCGCAGCUUCUCUACGUGAAGCUGGCGCCGGACUUUGAUCCUGCGAGGACGGAGCGGUACAGGGCGCAGGCUGCUGAUUUCGCGGCUGCGUACUGGAGAUAUUUUGAUACCAAUGGCGCUUCAAUACCCUUUGGACGGAGUCUGACGUAUAGAUUCGCCAUGGGUGCGUUCUGGGCUGCUGCCGGGUUAGCAGAGGUGAAGUUGCCCGCGCCGAUGGACAGGCCUGGCGCAGUCAAGGGCAUGUUGAUGCGGCACCUUCGGUGGUGGGCCCAGAAGCGGGACAUGUUUAACAUUGACGGAUCGUUGAGCAUUGGGUUUGCCUAUCACACUAUGAACUCGGCGGAGGACUACAACUCUCCGCAGUCAGUCUACUGGUGCCUCAAAUCGAUGGUCAUCGUCGCGGCAGCAGAAGACGCACCCUUCUGGAGCAGCGAUGAGAUUGCUCAUCCUCUCAAGCAGACGCCCCCGCAAUCCUCUAUCCCUAUCCUCCUCAAACACCCCAGACAGAUACUCUGCAGCACCCCCGAGCACCACUUCCUACUAUCGCUAGGACAGACUGCCAAGAGGAUCCACAGGGCGGGCCAGGCCAAGUACAACAAGUUCUCGUACUCGUCGGCGUUCACUUUCAACGUGGCGGCGGGCGAGUUUCUCAGCCAGCUCGGCGUCGACAACACGCUGGGGCUCAGUUGGGAUGGUGGCGAGACAUGGAGGGCCUUCCAGCAACCGACAGAGCUCGCCUCAGGGUCUGCCAGGUUGGGCGAAGAGACAGUGCCGACGCUGUGCGGCACUUGGAGGCCGGAUAUCCUGCUUGACCUCACGAUUCGCACAACCCUGAUCCCACCUGUGCGCAGGUUUCCCGGGUGGCAUUUCAGAGUGCACGAAGUGCGCUUUUCCCGACCGCAGCAGCAGAUUCCUGCGUUCCACCAACUACGGUUUGUCGAUGGGGGUUUCCCGGUUGCGGUCGAGACUUUGCGGGGGACGACAGUCUAUGAGCUGCCCAAAGGACCGGCCACGGCAUUUACAGAGCAAGGGUGGGGAGAAGAGGUUUCCGCCGCCCUUGUGACUACUCGAUCUGGUUCCAGCGGUGUGCUAGACCUCACCGAAGACUUUUUGAGGGUGGUGCAGGGCAAGCCUCAGAAUGCGGAUGUGAAGAGCAAUGGCACAAUCGUGAGGCAGCAUGCCAACACCAACCUCGUUGAGCAGCGAACGGUCGUUCCAUGUAUGCAGCACAUCGUCAGUGUCCCGGAGUGGACUGGGUCAAGAGAAGAGCCCAGGACGUACGUCUUUGUCACGGGCGUAUUCGGCAUUCCGGCGGCUGUCGAGGAUAGUCGGGUUGCGAAUGCUCCUGAGCUUUGGCAGACGAAGCCUACACUAGAGGAUCUACAGUUUGAGCGAACCCUGCUGCAGCUCGCUGGAGCUAGGCAGCCCGGUUUCAGCAUCCACGAUGACAUCCUAGCAUACCCCCAGUUUGAAGUAGUCUUCUCCGAGUCCUACAUAUCCGAGAGCGACGCGCAAUCCCUCCUCGAGCGCGCCACCGAGCCGCACGCGACCUACGCGGCCGACGUCUCGCAGACGGACCUCACGAGCCAGAUCCGCGAGUCCACGACGGCCGACGGCCAUGUGACUGGGGGCGGCGGCGGCGACAGCGGCGCACCGGGCAACUACGGCGACGCGGCGGGCGACGGCAGCGCGCAGGUCUCGGAGACGUACCAGGUGAUGAACGUGCCGCCCUCGAAAUACCUGUGCACGAUCCCCGUGCUGGCCCCCCCGAGCCCGCCGAACCAGACGGCGACGGAGCUGGCGCGGGCGGAGGAGGCGCGCGAGCUGAGCCGGGCGUCGGCGCGCGGGUGGGAGCUCAUGACGGGCCUCGAGGGCGAGUGCCUGUACUACACUUCGGGGUGGUGGAGCUACAGCUUCUGCUACGGCAGGGAGGUGGUGCAGUUCCACGCGCUGCCGAGCCCGAUCCGGGGCGCGGUGCCGGUGCGGGACCCGCACACGCUCGACUACGUGCUCGGCCGGACCGGGCGGCCGCACUCGCAGCCGGCCCACCGCGAGGGGUCGGCCGAGUACAACCAGGACUUACAACAGCAGCAGCAGCAGCAGCAGCAGCAGCAGCAGCAGCAGCAGCAGCAGAGGAGGCCGGCGGGCGCGGCGGCGGCGGCGCCGCCCCACACAGAGUUACAGGUCAAGGGCGACCAGAGGUACCUGGUGCAGCGGCUGGGGGAGGGCACGGUGUGCGACCUGACGGGUAGGGACCGGACGAUCGAGAUCCAGUACCACUGCAACCCGGGGGCGGCGGGCGACCGGAUCGGCUGGAUCAAGGAGGUCACGACGUGCACGUACCUCAUGAUGGUGCAGACGCCGCGGCUAUGCGAGGACGUGGCGUUCAGGCCGCCCAAGCCGGCGCGGGCGCACCCCAUCAGCUGCCGGCUGAUCGUCGGCACGGAGGCCGAGGCGGCGGCGUGGCACCGGAUGAAGACGCUCGAGGCCGAGGCGGCGAUGCUCGGCCAGCAGGGCGAGCAGGGCGAACAUCAACAGCAGCAGCACGAGGAGGAGGGAGGCGUUCCGGCGUCGAGAGACUACAAGGGCAUCACGAUCGGCGGGGUCAUGAUCGGCAGCCAGCAGCGGAUCGGGGUGGGCGAGGACGGCGCGCCGGCGGUGCACCUCAAGCCGCCGCGCGGGUUCGCGUCGGCGGCCAAGCUGGCUGGCGCGGCGGGUAACAACGACAACAACAACAACAGGCAGGUGGAGGUGGUGCUGGCGCGGGCGUGGAGCAAGGCCGAGGGCGGCAGGGUCGAGUUCAAGACGGACGAGGAGCUGCAGCGGCUGGACCUGAACCCCGAGACGAUCGAGCAGCUGCGGGAGGAGCUCAAGGCGCUCGCGGGCGACAAGGGCUGGAAGCUCGAGAUCGUCGAGGUGCCGGGCCAGCAGGCGGAGAUCCGGGGCAUCGUGGAGACGGACGAGGACGAUCCGGACUUGGCGGGAGGGGCGCAGGUACAGGAAGGGAAGGGGCAGGGACAGGGACAGGGACUGGGACAGGCUGGUGGUGAGGAGGGCGGUGGUGCCAAGGCGAAGAAGGCCAAGGGGAAGGCCAAGGGGAGCAAUAACAAUCGACAGCAGCAACAGCAGCAGCAGCAGAAGCAGCAGCAGCAGGAUGAGGGUGACGAUGACGACGCUGGCAGCGAGGAGAAGUUCUUCAAGGAGGAGCUCUGA
This is a messenger RNA of Thyridium curvatum, 3912 nucleotides long. RefSeq lists its product as uncharacterized. Bases 1 to 3912 code for a protein of 1303 amino acids. The record is from RefSeq and is a predicted model, not a curated record. The transcript has 5 exons. Lineage: Eukaryota; Fungi; Ascomycota; Sordariomycetes; Thyridiales; Thyridiaceae.